Microsporum canis CBS 113480 is the source of this 900-nucleotide messenger RNA. Its product is annotated as ankyrin repeat protein. The transcript has a single exon. Bases 1 to 900 code for a protein of 299 amino acids. Lineage: Eukaryota; Fungi; Ascomycota; Eurotiomycetes; Onygenales; Arthrodermataceae. The record is from RefSeq and is a predicted model, not a curated record.
AUGUGUGCCAACUUUGAAGAAGAUUUACUCUAUCAGUAUGAUGAGGAGACCCUUGUCCAUCAUAUUAAUAGAUCCAACGUAUCCCAAGGAUCAUCUAGCCUUUUCUUCCUUUCCUCAAAUCUGGUCGCUAAACGGUAUCCUCGCGGCGAGGAGAGUGCUGCCCUCUUAGCAAUUAGACGGGCAAGGCAGCUAGGGAUUUCGGUGCCGAGAAUCCAACGAGUCGUCGAAAGUCAUCAUCAUAAUAACAUUUAUGUUAUAUCGGAUCGAGUCAGGGGCCACACAUUGGAGGAGGCCUGGGUCUCCCUUAGCUGGCUCAGGUCAUUACUUCUCGCUAUGCAAUUACGGCGGUUUGUUCGUCGGAUGCGAACCUUGACGUCGAAAACUGCUGGAUCUCUUUCCGACGGAAAAUGCAGGUCCAUGUGGCUAGGGAACUAUUAUGGUCUCCCACCUCACGCCAGCUCCGAAACUAUCACGGCUUUUGUACGAUUCUGGUAUAACGUCUCCUCGUCACGGAAACGCAAGGCCUAUAGGACAUCAACCUGCACGUCAACGUUCGAGCCAGACCGGCACUCCCCCCUGACCUUCUCGCACCAAGACCUCGCACCAAGAAAUAUUAUCGUCGAUGAGAAAUUCCGUCUCUGGCUCCUGGACUGGGACCAAUCCGGCUGGUAUCCUAUAUACUUUGAGUAUGUGUGUAUGCAGAACUUCAGUGUUCCUUUAAGCUGGGGGUUGGUGGCCAAGGUCCGCUGGUGGAUAUUCUGUUGGGUCUCGGUUGGGAUAUUCUCUAUGGAGCAAAAAGUACUUCACCAAGCCUUGUCGAACUUCACUCGGUUCGCUGUGGGGCGAGAUGGUAUGCCUUUGCAAGGAAAUGCAAUGUAUCUUCAAGCACAGCCCAGAUAA